Molecule: messenger RNA, 2019 nt
Organism: Asterias rubens (European starfish)
Lineage: Eukaryota; Metazoa; Echinodermata; Asteroidea; Forcipulatida; Asteriidae
Product: transmembrane protein 53-like
Exons: 4
Coding region: 130-1110 (326 amino acids)
Molecular function (GO): serine hydrolase activity
Source: RefSeq, a predicted model, not a curated record
CAUCAGCUCGUUACACCCGCGCCUGACGUACCACCAAUUACUACAGCAAACAACCUUUCGGCGAUUCCAUUUCCUCCCAAAAAAUCCUUCAAAAACCUUAAAGUAAUAAAUAUUUAAUUGAUCCAGAAAAUGUUGCGGGCAGCAGGUCUCGGGUCUCGAUCAAGUCUAGCAAGCUUAGCUGAGUUUCCUUGGCAACCGAACAUUGUGCGCUGCUAUGGUACUCCAGCAACGAAGAAGCCAGAUGUCCCAGUCAUCAAGAUCAACUCCAACCUCUCGCUACAGAGAGCGAACUCGGCUGGCACCAAAUCCCCUAAAGACCGCCCUCUUGUGUUACUGCUGAGCUGGCUUGCUGCGAAGCAACGCCAUCUUGAUAACUUUGCUGCGUUCUACUUGAGCAGAGGCUGCGAUGUUUUGACAGUUAAACUUCGUCCAAUGCAGCUUCUUCUGCCGACAGUUGGCACCCAAGUGAUCGCUAGAGAUGUCGUUAGCUUUCUUCAGAGUAAGGAGCAGCGAGACCGCCAAAUCCUAGUACACGGGUUCUCCGUCGGCGGUUAUCUCUACGGAGAGAUCAUCCAGAAGAUGCUGGCCUCGCAGACAGAGUCGCAUGAAAUCACCAGCCGCAUCAUCGGCCAGAUCUACGAUAGCCCCGUCGAUCUUCAGAAUAUUCCUGUCGGGAUUUCCAAGGCCUUAACCAAGAACCCCCUUGCCCAGCGCAGCAUGCAGACAAGUUUACAGAUGUACCUGAGAGUGAUGAACUCCGCAGCCACAAAGCACUACCACAAGAGCUCCUACACAUUCCACCACAACCCAGUCUCCGCCCCCUCCCUCUUCUUCUAUUCCCACACGGACCCGGUCGGCACGGCUGAGUCUAACGAGCGAGUCAUGUCGAGUUUGAAGACCAACAUGGGUUACGACAAUGUAUACAGCAAGGCGUUUGAGGAUUCCCCGCACGUGAGUCACAUGUAUAAACACCAGAAUGAGUAUAUGAGUACCUUGAAGGGCUUCUUGAGUCGGAUUCAGUAUUUCCGUGAGGCGGUCGUCGAGAACAAAGAGUUGGCUGAUUUCGUCGGAGAGGAAGGUAGGGAUGAUGAGGUAGAGGAAAAGAAAUGAAUCAAAGAUGGUAUUUAUUAUGGCUCGUUUCGGUAAAAUAUUGCCCAUGCUCAAGUGUAGUUUGUCGAGUAAGCAUUGCACAGAUUCAUGUACUCCAAAAUCCUUCCGCAAGGUAUUGCUUGAGUUAAAUUGAUUCGGUGCUGCAGACUACAUUCAAUCCAUGCUUGCAUGGGGUUAAGAAUAUUGCCCAAGACUUUCUUAAAGUUUACUACAAGUUGUUUGGUCCCUGUUUGGUCACACAUUUAGAUUGUAGUCUUUUUGGUCUUAAUGUUAGAGAGACGUCUUUAUGGGUCGUGAUAAAUUUAUUAAAAUUAGUUCGGUCGGGAAGGAAACUUGUUAUGAAGUUCAGCCAGUAUUACCAAAAUGCCAAGAAAAAUAUUUAUGUCUGAAAUACAGACCAGUGAUUAUGUAAAGAAAAAAAUACAUUGCUUAUUUUGAUUGUUAAUAUCGAAACAAAAUCCAUGAUAAAAAAAGCUAAACUUGCGCUCAAAUUUCAAGAAACUUUUAGAGGUUGUGUGAAAUGGGUAGGAUAUGAUGUACAUAGGCUCAAACAGUUGCCGCUAUCUUCAAGUUGGGUGUUGAGCUUAGCAUAAAGUUCAAUAUUUGUUAAGGUUGUGUCUUUACCCCGCAAAAAUUGUGUGUACAUGUAUGGACCAGUAGUUUUUUAAACAUAGGACUUAUUUACAAAGAAAGAAACUCGAUGGUUCGAAUCCCACCGAGUGAUAUCCCUGUAAUUUUGUUCACAGAACUCUGGAAAGUAUUGAGUAUUACAGUGCUUAUUAUGGGUAAAAACAAAAAUGAAUAUUCUUUAUACCUGAGGCAAAAUUAACUUAGAUCUCGGUAGUCUAGUUGGUAUGACACUGAUCUAGAAUUGAAAAGGUCGUGGGUUCGAAUCCCACCCGAGUAAUA